Messenger RNA from Xylaria bambusicola, 3330 nucleotides. RefSeq lists its product as uncharacterized. Bases 157 to 3108 code for a protein of 983 amino acids. The transcript is spliced from 2 exons. Gene Ontology annotation, cellular component: mitochondrion. The record is from RefSeq and is a predicted model, not a curated record. Gene Ontology annotation, biological process: mitochondrial translation; leucyl-tRNA aminoacylation. NCBI's taxonomy places the organism in Eukaryota, Fungi, Ascomycota, Sordariomycetes, Xylariales, Xylariaceae. Gene Ontology annotation, molecular function: aminoacyl-tRNA deacylase activity; leucine-tRNA ligase activity; ATP binding.
CAAAAUGCCAUCCCAAUUACGCGCAGGUCCGAAUGCGAACAGAUUUAGUUCGUGAGGCCAUUCGUCGCAUACGAUCACGAUAGUUGUGAGGACUUGUUGUAGCCUCAAGUCUGUUCAAAGCUCACUUGGAACUGCUGUGACCAUGCAAAGCCUCUAAUGUAUCACGCCAUAAGAAAGCUUGCUGGCCCUGGCUGCCUGCAGCUUCCCACGCCAACAUUGAUCGCGAGACGAUCGCUCUUUGCCCUCCAUACAAGAUGCUAUGCAACGGCCCAUCUCAACCUCCCAAAAUUAGAUGAAAAAUGGCGCCAAAGAUGGACCGAAAAUCGACAGCGCGAGCGGCCGUCGCUUGCCGCCAAACCAUCCACCACGUCCUCCAACCUUGAGCCAGAUUCUCAGAGCCCCGCCGACCAUAUGUAUAUUCUGUCUAUGUUCCCAUAUCCUUCGGGGACGCUUCACUUGGGUCACCUCCGUGUCUACACCAUAGCGGACGUUGUGGCACGGUACCAUACACUGAGGGGGCGUAACGUUCUCCUGCCAAUGGGCUGGGACGCCUUCGGUUUACCAGCUGAGAACGCAGCUAUCGAACGAGGUGUUGCACCUGCUGAGUGGACUCGCGCAAACAUCGCGCGUAUGAAGGAGCAGUUGGAGUUGAUGAACGGUAGUUUUGACUGGUCAAGGGAAUUCGCCACAUGUGAUCCCGGGUUUUACAAGCAUACCCAGAAGCUCUUCCUCCUCCUACGCCAGUUCGGCUUAGUCACCCGCCAGCACGCUGUUGUUAACUGGGACCCCGUAGACAAGACUGUCUUAGCGAACGAGCAGGUAGACUCGGAAGGACGAUCAUGGAGAUCGGGAGCCAAAGUGGAACAGCGCCCGCUUGAACAGUGGUUCUUUCGUAUCACCGAAUUCAAAGAGGCUCUGCUGCGUGACCUCGAUGAGCUUGCGAAGGAAAAUCGCUGGCCAGAUCGAGUGCUUGCUAUGCAGAAAAAUUGGCUCGGACGAACGACAGGUGCAAGAUACCGCUUUCCCCUGAUUCUUCAUGGCCAGCCUCAGCUGGGUGCUUUGGAGGACCUCGAGAUAUAUACAACACGACCGGAGACCAUAUUUGGGGCCCAGUUUAUUGCUAUAUCUUCAAGUAGUAAACUCGCGAAAGACCUCGCAAGCUUCGAUCCGAAAGUUCGUGAAUACUUGGAGACACUAGAAAAGUCGACAGAGCAGAAUAUGCAAGGGUACCGGAUACCAUAUAUCCAAGCGCAUAAUCCCAUUAGUCGCAUAGGAUCUGAAUUUCCUAUGCAAACAGAGCCACUACCCGUCUUCAUCGCCCCCUAUGUGGGUGGGGACUACGAAACCGGUGCUGUUAUGGGGGUCCCUGCGCAUGACGCUAGGGACUUUGCCUUCUGGCAACAGAACGUACCGUCGGGAGAAAUCAAAUACGUGAUCACUCCAAAUUCAACUGGACAUUCCACGAAGAUGGAUGGGCCGUACUUGGAAUCGGGAUACAUGACGAAGCUUGCCGGCAAAUACAGCGGAAGGUCAUCUGAUGAGGUCGUAGAGUCUAUUGUCGAGCAAAUACGAAGUGAAACAAACCUAUCUGAACUUCAGACAAAGUGGAAGCUUAGAGACUGGCUCAUCAGCAGACAGAGAUACUGGGGUACACCUAUACCAAUUAUCCAUUGCGGAAGCUGCGGGCCACAGGCAGUUCCCGACGAUCAGCUUCCCGUCGAGCUUCCAGAGGUCGAUUUCCACUGGGCCAGCGGUCGAGCAGGAAACCCUCUCGAAUUUGCGACAGAUUGGGUCAAUACAACGUGUCCAAAGUGUCACGGUACAGCCAAGAGAGAUACCGAUACAAUGGAUACAUUUGUGGAUUCUAGCUGGUAUUAUAUGAGGUUCGCCGAUCCUCGUAACGAAGACCACCCUGUCUGUGAAGCCGCUGCUCGGACUCACCUGCCUGUAGAUGUAUAUAUCGGAGGCGUUGAGCACGCUAUUCUUCAUCUUCUCUAUGCAAGGUUUUUCUACAAAGCCAUCAUGGGUAAUUUGUACCCAAACAUUAAGGCUGAUCAUGACGGCGUGACUGAAACUGCAUCGCACGAGCCCUUCAAACGACUCAUCACGCAAGGUAUGGUUCAUGGUAAGACUUAUCUUGAUCCCGAUAGUGGCCGCUUCUUAAAACCGGAUGAGGUUGAUAUGUCGAACCCGUCCGAGCCAAAAAUUGUAGGAUCAGAAAAGUGUCCUAUCAUUACAUAUGAAAAAAUGUCAAAGUCAAAACACAAUGGAGUCGAUCCGACCACUUUUAUCUCGAAGCACGGGGCUGACGCCACCCGGGCUCAUAUCCUGUUCCAGGCGCCAGUGGCAGAGGUUCUCAAUUGGGACGACAACAAAAUUGCAGGCGUUUCGAGAUGGCUGCGUCGAGUUUAUGAUCAUGUCCACGCGCUUGCAGCCACUGUGCAGAUGACCGGCGAUAGCUCUAUGCCGUUCGACGCUAAAGAGUAUUUCGCUAGGAAAAAAGAGGAUUCGAUUGACAUGACCAAAGAACGAACAGCGCAAUGGGAUGACAGCAUGACUGUUUGGCGCACUGUUCAGGAAUCAAUCAUCAGUGUCACGGCCGCUUGCGAGAAGGUGUACGCGCUUAAUACAGCAGUAUCAACGCUGAUGAGUCUGACCAAUAUUAUAAUCGACAAGCCUAAUGCUUCUCAUGUAGUCAAACUCGCAGCAACGACCGAGUUGGUGCGCCUAAUGGCGCCUAUUGCUCCCGCAUCCGCAGAAGAAUGCUGGAGCAUGUUGCGGCCAAAUGAGGGGAUGCUUUUCGACGAGGCUGCUCUGGCUCGGUGGCCCAAACCCGACGGUUCGUUGCCAUUGUUGAAUUUCGCCUAUGCAAAAUGCACUGUAGCUGUUAAUGGCAAGAAGCGGUGUGUGGUAGAUAUACCACUCGCGCCGAUAGAUCUCGACGAAAACAAACUUGAGGCAUGGAUUACCGAGCAAAUUCUCCAGACACCCCAGGCACAAGAGAAGCUGAACACCCCUGAAAACGAUAUCCGCAAGGCUACCAAAGUCUUCGUUAUGAAAGGGGGCAAAGGCGUUAAUUAUCUACUGCCAAAAGGGUCUAAAAUAUAGACAGACUGUCAUCUAGACCGUAGAAUGUCAACGCUACAUGUAACUAUAUCUGUAUAGAUGUCAAUACCCCGAAUUGUAUAAAAAUGGUAUUAUAAAUGGGUUUCGCUGCUCAAACCGUAUUUUGUCUUUUCUUCCCUCUUCAUCUCCCACCCCACCCCAUCGCGAAGAUUGCAAACCAAAGUACAUAGCCAAUCCUAGAGUCUGGCACCGAUGUCUACUUUG